AUGGAAAGCCCAACUGCCGUCGAACUCCAUACGAAAGAGGGACAUCUGGAAAAGCGCUUUUCGAAACUGACCAUGAUCGGUAUGACUUUUGCUAUCUUGAAUACAUGGAUCGCAUUGGCCGGGACGCUGGGGAUCGUGAUGCCUUCUGGGGGGCCUGUGUCCUUUGUCUAUGGGUUCAUCCUAUGCGUCCUUUGCAAUUUAUGCAUCGCCGCAAGCCUAGGAGAAUUGAGUUCGAUUUGGCCCACCGCUGGAGGUCAGUAUCACUGGGCAUUCGCAGCAUCUCAUGAAAGUUGGAAGGUCAUGAUGAGCUUCAUCGUUGGCUGGAUCAACAUUGCUGGGUGGUUGACAUUAAUCACCACCGAAGCCUUUUUUGCUGCCCAAUUUUUCUCUGCCGCCAUCCAAGUGGGUUCGGGGGGACACUAUGAGAUUACCGAAUGGCGAACAUAUCUCAUCUUCGUCGCGGUCUCUCUCUUUGGGGUCUUGUUGAAUGUUUUUGGGUACCACCUCCUGGGUCGUUGGAAUGAAGGCGCUUUGUUGUGGUCUAUUCUCGCAUGCGUCGUCAUUAGUGCCACGAUCCUGGCCACUUCUGAAAAAACCCAUGCAAAAUAUGUCUUUACCGAUUUCUCCAAUACGACCGGCUGGAGUGAUGGCAUGGCUUGGAUCUUGGGUCUGCUUCAGUCUGCUUUGUCUCUGAUCGGCUUCGACGCUGUGGCCCAUCUGACUGAAGAAAUGCCACGACCGACAAGAGAUGCCCCCAUUGCCAUGAUCACGGCGGUGGCAAUUGGAGGAAUAACUGGUAUUGCUUUUAUCCUGGUAAUGUUGUUCAGCCUUACCGACCCGCAGACCAUUUUGUCUACUCCCACUAGAAUGCCCAUCACCGAGAUCAUCCAUCAAGCAACACACAGUCGGGCUGCGGCGGUCGUGCUCACCGUGGCUCUCGCGAUUUGUUUCGUCAACGGCACCAAUGGCAGCAUCACAUCUGGCUCAAGGCUUCUGUGGGCCAUGGCUCGAGACAAUGGUACACCAUUUUCACGAUGUCUUGCACGUAUUGAACCUCGUCUGAACGUACCUGUGAAUGCAAUCCUGGUGGCUGCUACUUUCAAUCUACUCUUUGGUUUACUGUAUCUUGGCCCACCCGUGGCAUUCAACGCUUAUAUCGCCAGCUGCACCAUUUUCCUCAAUGUCUCCUACGCGGCUCCCGUCCUCGUUUUUCUUGUCCGAGGACGAUCUGCCGUGGCGGAUCUCACUCCGGAUUUCAGCCUCGGCCAUCGGUAUGGCUUCGUCAUCAAUUUAAUAGCUGUUGUGUUCGUCUUUGUUACAUCAAUUUUUUUCUGCUUCCCGGCGACAUACGACGUGAACGCAUCGAAUAUGAAUUAUGUCUCUGUUGUCGUGGGACUUUUCUUGAUAUUUAUCGCCGGGUUGUGGAUAGUCAAAAAGGGAGCGUACCAUGGCCCACAAUUCGAUCUGAUCCUCGGGGAGGACGUGAUACAUCGCGACGCUAUGCAGGGGCUACACCGAAGUUCGAUCCAGGAAGAGAAGGAAGCACGUGUUGAAGGGACCGAAGAUUGA
Messenger RNA from Exophiala oligosperma, 1569 nucleotides. RefSeq lists its product as uncharacterized. NCBI's taxonomy places the organism in Eukaryota, Fungi, Ascomycota, Eurotiomycetes, Chaetothyriales, Herpotrichiellaceae. The transcript has 11 exons. Gene Ontology annotation, molecular function: transmembrane transporter activity. Gene Ontology annotation, cellular component: membrane. Bases 1 to 1569 code for a protein of 522 amino acids. The record is from RefSeq and is a predicted model, not a curated record. Gene Ontology annotation, biological process: transmembrane transport.